AUGUUGACUGGGUUUAUCUCGUCCAUGUCUUUGCACCUGUCUCGUAAACGCGCAGCGGACACAUUUCUGGAGCUCCUCACCAAUUCAUCUUCUCUGAUCAUUGUACUUCUGAAUGAGCUGUCUGCGGUGUUCGAAUCCGUCGAGCUUCCCGAUCCGCCGGAACAAAUCAUCGUGCGUUAUCUAGAAACAUUUCCCGAGAGCAGUCUAGCAAAUAUUUUGGCGAAGGAGCAACAAAGGAAAAACCUCAAUAUUAUAGCAGGCGAUAUCCUGUCAAGCUUCCUGGACUCAAAAGUCAAUAGCUGCCCGCUUCUGAGAAAUUUUCUCUGCGAAAUUUUAGCCAAUGUGCUAUUUGAGUCAACCAUCUCCAGUCUUUCGAGACCGGAGGUUAUCAAUGGCUGGAUCAUACAUCUCCUCAGCAAAGGCGAAUUUGAGAUAAUGACUGCUAUAGACGCCGGAGUGGAAACGGCUCAGAAGCAAGGCGUGGCCGCAGUCAUAGCCACCAACAACCUCAAUAACGUAAAUAAGUCUUUAUCGACAAUGCCAGACAACGCAAAGACUCUCAGAAAUGCUCAGCAAGAAUCAAGCGACACCGACAUGGCAACGGAAGAAGCUGAAGUGGAGGCCAAGCGACUAAGUGACAUGAUUGCAGCACAUGAAUUGCAGAGGCAGAACCCAGAUAAAGCGAUAAAUGAUAACUCACGGAAUGAGACGACUUCGGUCGAUGACGCCCUUCGCAGGAACAGCUUACCUGCGGGCCACCCACGAUGUGCGGUCAAUAUUAUCAAGCAGUCACAAACAGAGGUCAUACGUGAUCAAUGUGAGGCUGAAUUUAAAGAAGCUUCUAAACUCUCUAAGUCUCCAUCUGCUGCAUCCACAUGUCUCAAUGACCCGAACUCGAAAAAUACGUUGCCGGUGUCAAUAGCUCCAUCGUCCAGCUUGACUCUUUACCGAGCCUCUAUAACGGUAGAAACCGAUUCUGAGCUUGGGGGGAAAGGAAUGUUCCGCUUAAAACCAACAUCAACCUAUUUGCUUCAGGUUGAGCCGCUGUCGUCACGCUCCACCGGCUGGAUGGUUUUCAGAAAAUAUACUGAUUUCGAGUCGCUUCAUGAAACCUUGGAGACUAUCUCGAGACUAAACAAGAUUCGAGAUUUUGCAAAGGACCACCCAGCUUUACCCUCAUGGAAAGAUCAGACCAAAUCGGAUUUGGCAAAGAAUCUGGAACGCUAUCUUCAAGCUGCUCUGCUCCAUGAGUCCCUCGCAGAAAGUGAAAGGAUGAGGCGAUUCUUGGGAAAGGAUGAACAGCUUGGGUCUGGACCUACUAGUUCGUUUGGGAAAUCUGUAUUUCCCUUACCAAGACAAAGUGCGUUUGAAAACUUAGGGAAGGGGGUGUUAGGUGUAUUAGCAAGUGCACCCAAAAUCGUCUCAGGUGGCAAAACUGUUCCGGAGGGUAUGACUGGGGUUUUCAGUGGAGGCAUCAGCCAAACGCCGUUACCCGAAUCGGUUUUAGGUCAUGAUGCCAAGUCUGUGGAUCUUCCUCUUCAUGGAAACAAGUCACUAAAUAACAAUCUCAAAAAGGAGAGUGAAGGCUCAGCAAGAACUAGAUUUAUCUAUCAAUCUGGUAACCAUUUAUCCUCUAUACCCGGCUCCUUGCAACCAGGUGACGGAUGUUUUGCACAGUCAACGGAAAGUUUCUCCCAAGAAAACAGUUUGAAAAAGGCUGGUUUAAAAGGGGAAGACUUUCCUGGCGUUAUUGCCGAAAAUCUAGCCGGGGAGGCAAAACCGAGUAUGCAUACGGCAUCAAUUCCUGAGAACAAAGCUCCAAUUGACCGGCUGUAUAUUGGAGACAAUGAAAUGGGUUCUUCGCACGAAGCCAGCAAAGGACAGACCUCACAGAGUGCUGGGCCGAAUGAUCUGAAGAACCACAAGAGUCCAAUAACACAGGAGGAGACCCGUCUAGCAGUGGAACUCAUUUUUGCGGUAAUCAAUGAACUAUACACCCUGUCUUCCGCAUGGAACAUACGCCGGACCUUGCUCAACGCGGCAAAGUCAUAUAUACUACGUCCUGGCAACCCUAACUUGGAGACAAUACGCAGGCUGUUGCAGGAAUCAAUGAUUGAUGGUCAUACCUCGGAUGAGGCAGUUGGGAUGUAUCUCAAUAAACUGCGUGAGAACAUAUUUCCGACAGAAACAGAAUUGAAACACUGGCCUCCGCCCUCUAGCAAUGCGGAAAAAGAACAACUUAAGGAGACUGCCCGAAAGGUGUUUAUCAAACAAGGCCUACCGCAGGCACUCACAAGUGUUAUGGGUACAAGUGCUAGUAGGGAAGCCCUGGGGAAGAACAGUUAG
This is a messenger RNA of Aspergillus heteromorphus CBS 117.55, 2346 nucleotides long. Its product is annotated as PX domain protein. NCBI's taxonomy places the organism in Eukaryota, Fungi, Ascomycota, Eurotiomycetes, Eurotiales, Aspergillaceae. Gene Ontology annotation, cellular component: intracellular membrane-bounded organelle. The record is from RefSeq and is a predicted model, not a curated record. Gene Ontology annotation, molecular function: phosphatidylinositol binding. The transcript is spliced from 2 exons. The coding region runs from base 1 to 2346 and encodes 781 amino acids.